Molecule: messenger RNA, 5882 nt
Organism: Gaeumannomyces tritici R3-111a-1
Lineage: Eukaryota; Fungi; Ascomycota; Sordariomycetes; Magnaporthales; Magnaporthaceae
Exons: 4
Coding region: 727-5748 (1673 amino acids)
Biological process (GO): lipid transport; transmembrane transport
Cellular component (GO): intracellular membrane-bounded organelle; membrane
Molecular function (GO): ATP hydrolysis activity; lipid carrier activity; ABC-type transporter activity
Source: RefSeq, a predicted model, not a curated record
AACGAGCAGUGUCUGCUCGAGUCUCUUCGGAAGACGAAUCAGAAUAGAAGCUUGCUUACUGCUGCCACCAAGACACCUGUCUUGGCCUUCUCGCCCCAAACCCGCUCCUCGACGACUCUCAAUGCCGUGGCCGCUGCAGCGAGCGCCCUGCUCAGCCUCAAUCGCUGCACCAGCCCGUCUGCUCGCUCACCAGACUGCUCCCCUGCCUCGCUAGCGUUGAGGAUCAUGGAGUAAUCAACCGGCAUUGUUUGAUCCUACUGCGUCGCCUGCUGUCGCGGCUUGCGUCUAGGGCUGAUAUUUGUUUGGCCUGCCCCCCCAUCGUGUUGGCGCUCGCGUUGGCCCUUGUGCUGCGACUUUUUUUCCACUUUAAUUUUGCACUUUGGAACGAACGCGUCAGCAUCCCUUUUUGGGCGAGAUUCAGCCGCAGACCAGGACCCUUUUUCUUCUGCAUAUUUCCCUCUCUGGGUGGCUCUGGGGAUGGUUUCUGGGACACAUGUCUAGACUGAGAUAACCCGCCAACAAACAACACAAGAUAUCGCCGUCCUUCGGCUGCCGUAUCAGGUCUGCCGGGAAUCCCCACCGGUCAUCUGAUAGAUCCGACCUGGUCCUCAGAAUCAUCCACCGUCCCUCCGCACCGAUCAACGAUCCAGUUCGACUGACCGGGCGCGCGCGUUGAAGACGCCCGUCGCACCGCUGCUUUAGCGGCAGACCCGACCAGCCGCAGCCAUGGCCUUCAUCCGCCAGACGUUGACUCUAUUCAAAAAGAAUUUGCUUAUCAUCUUUUUGCGACAUCCACUAGCAACAAUUCUUCGGGCCUUUAUCUUGCCCAUCAUCAUCACCACUUUCCUCACGUUUGCUCAGCGGUUGUUUGUCCCCCCAGCCAAGAAUGGCAUCACCAGCCCGCGGGCCAUCAGGGGCUUUGCCGAUGCCCUUGACCUAGGCUCCCGCACAGGCAGGUCCACUGUUGCUUUUGUCGAUUCGGGCUUCCGUGAUGGCGAGAUCUCGCGUGUCAUCGCCAAUCUGACGAGCCAGGUCGAGAGUGCCGGAAAGACGGUCAAACGUCUGUCUAACGAGGACGACCUUGGCACCGCCUGUCGCUCCAACCUCUACGCCGUCUCUAGCUGCUAUGGCGCCGUCGUCUUCCGCAGCUCGCCCUCGGAAGGCCGCGGCGGGUUCUGGAACUACACUAUCCGUCUCGACGGCAGCAUCGGCAGUGGCACUAGGUACGACGUCGAUAAGGACGACAACGACGCCCAGGUCUUUAUUCUGCCUUUCCAGCGUGCUGUCGACGCCGUCAUCACUGGCCUCAACGCGAGUUCGAACCAGGGCUCCCUGCCGUCCAAGGUCGAUGAGUACUUCUUCACCAAGCUCACAAACGAGGAACGCAACGAGCAAAUCCGCAUCAACUACCAGUCCGCCGUAACCAACUUCAUGGGCGUGGCCUUCAUCGCCGGCAUGGUCGGCAUCGCCUACCACCUCACGGGCUUUAUGGCCACCGAGCGCGAGAUUGGGAUGUCCACGCUGAUUGAGUCCAUGAUGGCCAGCAGACACCCUUGGCUCUCACAGGCAGCCCGUCUGUUCUCGUACCACGCCGCCUUCUCGCUCAUUUACGCCCCAGGAUGGAUCAUCGGCUGCAUCAUCAUCCGUGCUGGCGUCUUCCCUCACACCAGCGCCCUCCUGUUUGUUUUCUACCACCUCACCGCUGGCUUCGCCUUGGCCUCCAACUCCAUCCUGGGCGCCGCUUUCUUCAAGAAGGCUCAGCUCAGCGGCGUCAGCGUCACCAUCGUCUUCUGCGUGCUCGCCAUCGUGGCGCAGGCAAUCUCGUACCCUAGCACCGGCGCUGUCGCUGUCCUUAGUCUUUUCUUCGCCCCGUGCAACUAUGUCUACUUCAUCAGCAACACCGCCCGCUGGGAGCGCGAAAGGUGGCCCUUGGACCUCCUCGCCGUUCCGCCGGGGAGCGCCUGGAACAUGCCUGCUGUCUGGCUCUGGGUCUUCCUUGGUCUCCAGACCGUUCUCUACCCUAUCCUUGGCGCAUUCAUCGAGCGAUAUCUCUACGGUACCGGCGCUCAGGGGCGCAACAUUGUGUACGACCGGGACAACGCCAAUGCGCCCGCAGUUCAGCUCGAGGGUUUUACCAAGAUCUACGCCCCUGGCAUCAUCAGGCGCAUGUUCUCCUUCAUCUCCAAGCCCAAGGAACCCGUGCGAGCCGUCGAUGGACUCACUCUCAGUGCCGGCCGCGGCCAGAUCCUGGCUCUUCUUGGUGCCAACGGUUCGGGAAAGAGUACGACCCUCGACUCUAUUGCGGGCAUCGGAAAGCUUACCAGCGGCAAGAUCACCAUCGACGGUACCGGCGGCCUCGGAAUUGCGCCUCAGAAGAACGUCCUUUGGGACGAGGUAACUGUCCUGGAGCACGUCAAGAUCUUCAACAGGCUCAAGUCUCCCAACAAGGUGUCCAGCAGGCAGGAGCUUACCGACCUCGUCUUUGCCGUCGACCUGGCCAAUAAGAUAAGGGCCCAUUCGAGCACACUCUCGGGCGGUCAGAAGCGCAAGCUGCAACUCGCCAUGAUGCUUACGGGAGGCAGCGCCGUCUGCUGCGUCGACGAGGUCAGCAGUGGACUCGACCCAUUGAGCAGGAGGAAGAUCUGGGACAUCCUUCUCGCCGAACGCGGCAAGCGCACCAUGAUCCUGACGACGCACUUCCUGGACGAAGCCGACCUUCUUGCCGAUCACAUCGCCGUACUUUCCAAGGGCACCCUCCGCGCUGAAGGGUCUUCGGUUGAGCUCAAGGAGCGACUGGGCGGUGGCUAUCGCAUCCACUUCCUCAAGACCUCGACCCUCCGAGACGGUCCUGCUGUGGAUGGCGUGGUCAAGAAGGUGGCCUUCGACGUUGUCAGCUACAUCGCUCCCUCUUCGGCACUGGCGGCCAAUGUCAUCCGCACCCUCGAGGCCCAUGGAAUCCGCGACUACCGCUUCUCUGGCCCAACCAUUGAGGACGUCUUCCUGCAACUUGCCGAAGAGAUCAAGGGCGAAGCAUCGGCUCCUGGCAGCAAGGAUCAGACUUCUCCGGAUGGCGUCCUGGCUGCGUCUCCUGUCGAGCAGACGGACGAGAAGGGCAUGGAGCUCCUCUCGGGACAAAAGGUUGGCAUCGUCAAGCAGGCUAUGGUGCUGUUCAUGAAGCGGUGCAUCAUUUUUAAGCACAACUGGUUUCCAUCUUUGGCCGCCUUUGCCAUCCCCGUUAUUGCAGCCGGUUUGGUGACGCUCUUCAUCAAGGGUCAGAAGCCCCUCGGGUGCACCCCGGAAGCCUUCGCAGGAAGGAGACGGAGUAACAACUUCUUUGACAACAUCCAGAACAUGCACCUUCUUGCCGGCCCGAGAUCCAAGUUCUCGCCACAGGCGGUGCUGAGCGUAUUCGGCCCGAUGGUAGCCGGAACGAGUGGCACUGGCAACAGCACUGGCCUCAGUGGCCUGGUGCAAAACAUCACGUUCGUCGACACGCUGGACGAGUUCAACCGGCAAAUCGUCGAUCUGCGCAAAAAUAUCACGCCCGCAGGCCUGUGGCUUGGCGAUUCGGGCAGCGCCCCGACGCUCGCUUUCAACGUCUUCCCCGAGGCUGUCAACUCCUUCUUCGGGCAGAAUCUGUUAAACUCGAUAACUACCAACCAGACCCUUGCGGCCACCUACUCGCCCUUCGACACCCCCUGGUCGCCCGAUUCCGGCAACUCGCUCCAGAUGCUCGUUUACAUCUGUCUCGCCCUGGCUGCCUACCCUGGCUUCUUCUCCCUCUACCCCAAUCUCGAGCGUCGCCGCCAGGUCCGUGGCCUUCAGUACUCCAACGGCGUCCGCCAGUUCCCGCUCUGGAUCGCCUACGUCGGCUUCGAUUUCUCAAUCGUGCUCGCCUCGUCAGCCCUGGCCGUCAUUCUCUUUGUCGCCCUCUCCAGCGUCUGGUUCCAUCUUGGCUACAUCUUCCCGAUCCUGGUCCUCUACGGUCUCUCGUCCAUCCUGACGGCCUACCUCUUCUCCAUCUUUUGCAAGAAUCAGCUCUCGGCCUAUGCCUUUACCGCCGGCUUCUCGGUCCUUGGCUUCCUCGGGUACCUGAUCGCAUACCUGAGCAUCCUCACCUUCGCCCCCGUCAACAAGGUGGACGAGACACUCGAGAUCGGCCAUUAUAUCAUGAGCGCUAUUUUCCCCAUCGGAUCCGUCGUCAAGGCAUUCUUUGUUACGCUCAACCUCUUCUCAGCCGCCUGCGAUGACCAGAGACUUACAGACAACCCGGCCGGCAUGAAGUACUACGGCGGUCCGAUCCUGUACCUCGUCAUCCAACCAAUCCUCUACUUCCUGCUCCUUCUCUGGGUCGACAGCGGUACAAUCAAGUCCACCUUCCAGCGCAUCUUUUCGCGCAGGAAAGCGCCAGCAUCCGGCACGACCACGACCGAGGCCCCUGACGAGGAGGUGGUGGCUGAGCUUGCGCGCAUCACGUCGGGUGCCGCCGGAGCAAAGGACGCUGGGCGCGGAAAGGAGCCCAUCGACACGGGCAGCGAUGGCCUGCAGGUCGUGCACCUCACCAAGACGUUUGGCAAGAACACUGCUGUGGACAAUGUCACCUUUGGCAUCAAGCGGGGCGAGGUCUUUGCGCUCCUGGGACCCAACGGCGCCGGAAAGUCCACCACCAUUUCCAUGAUCCGUGGUGACAUUCAGCCAGACCGUGCCGCCGGCGGUGACAUCUUUGUCGAGGGAGUUUCGGUCACGCGCAGGCUGGCCGCGGCCCGCGCAAACCUCGGAGUCUGCCCGCAGUUCGACGCUGUUGACGCCAUGACGGUCCUCGAGCACCUGCGAUUCUACGCCCGCGUGCGCGGCAUCCCCGACGUGGACCACAACGUCGAGGCCGUCAUCAAGGCCGUCGGACUGGAGAACUUCCGUGACCGCCAGGCCCUCGCGCUUUCGGGCGGCAACAAGCGCAAGCUGUCUCUGGGAAUCGCCCUCAUGGGCAAUCCCUCGGUUGUGCUGCUCGACGAGCCGUCCUCGGGCCUGGACGCAGCCGCGAAGCGUAUCAUGUGGCGAACCCUCGCCGCCACCGCCCCCGGCCGAUCCAUCCUCCUGACUACGCACUCCAUGGAGGAGGCCGACGCGCUCGCCGGGCGGGCCGGCAUCCUCGCGCGCCGCAUGCUCGCCAUGGGCUCGGCGGACGACCUCAGGCAGCGGUUCGGCAACCUGCUGCACGUCCACCUCGUCUGCAAGGGCGCCCCGCACACGACCCCCGAGCAGGUGGCGCACAUCCGGGACUGGAUCGCGCGGACCCUGCCGGGCGCCGACAUCGAGGCCAAGUCAUACCACGGCCAGAUGCGCUUCUCGGUCCCCGCGUCGCAGAUUUCCGGCGGCGAGAAGGCGGCGGCGGCGGCGGCGGCGGCGGCUGGCAAGCCCCCGCCGGCGGCCGACGGCAACGGGGACAUGGCCGACGUCACAGACGAGAUCAGGAGCGCGAGCGAGGCGGCGGCGGGCUCGCAGAGCGCCAUCGGGCAGCUCGUCGUCAUGCUCGAGGAGCAGAAGGCGGCGCUCGGCAUCCAGCACUACAGCGUCAGCCCCACGACGCUCGACCAGGUGUUCCUGACCAUCGUCGGCAGGCACAACGUGCGCGAGGAGGGCUACGACGACGGCGGGGACGGCCACGAGAAGCUUGGCCACGCCGUCGGCAGGAACUUGCGCGAGGGCGCCACCGGGGUCGCCACGGGUUUCAAAACCCACCGGCCUUGACGAAUGCGUCAUUCUUUUGUCUUUCUUUCUGGUGUACUCCGCUCUAGCGUGAACUUUUCUGUCGUUUUUUCGUCUUUGCCUAGAUUCUGAACUUUAAACGUAUGAUCUAUAUCUACCUACUAUCCAUAGAGUAU